This is a messenger RNA of Suricata suricatta (meerkat), 1442 nucleotides long. It is a transcript of the gene ACTR3B, whose product is annotated as actin related protein 3B. NCBI's taxonomy places the organism in Eukaryota, Metazoa, Chordata, Mammalia, Carnivora, Herpestidae. The transcript is spliced from 12 exons. Gene Ontology annotation, cellular component: actin cortical patch. The coding region runs from base 295 to 1362 and encodes 355 amino acids. The record is from RefSeq and is a predicted model, not a curated record. Gene Ontology annotation, molecular function: actin filament binding.
AGGCAACACUGAGCCACAGUUCAUUAUCCCUUCAUGCCGGGUGACUUCUAUUGUUACGUCUUCGAGAUCAGUGAUUCUUUUCUCCGUCCUUUUCUGCUGUUGCGCUAAUCCACCGAGAUUUUUAUUUCAGGUAUCGCCAUCCGGGAGUCGGCGAAGGUGGUGGAUCAGGCCCAGCGGAGGGUGCUGAGAGGCGUCGAUGACCUGGACUUCUUCAUAGGGGACGAGGCCGUGGAUAAGCCCACGUACGCCACCAAGUGGCCAAUAAGGCAUGGAAUCAUCGAAGACUGGGAUCUUAUGGAAAGGUUCAUGGAACAAGUGAUUUUUAAAUACCUUCGAGCGGAGCCCGAGGACCAUUACUUCUUAAUGACAGAGCCUCCGCUGAAUACGCCAGAAAACAGAGAAUAUCUUGCAGAGAUUAUGUUUGAGUCGUUUAAUGUGCCCGGACUCUACAUUGCAGUACAGGCGGUGCUGGCCUUGGCGGCCUCGUGGACGUCUCGGCAAGUCGGCGAGCGCACGCUGACGGGGAUCGUCAUCGACAGCGGCGACGGGGUCACGCACGCCAUCCCAGUGGCAGAAGGCUAUGUAAUCGGAAGCUGCAUCAAACACAUCCCGAUCGCAGGCAGAGACAUUACGUAUUUCAUUCAGCAGCUGCUGAGGGAGAGGGAGGUGGGGAUCCCUCCCGAGCAGUCACUGGAGACGGCGAAGGCCAUCAAGGAGAAGUACUGUUACAUUUGCCCGGACAUCGUCAAGGAGUUUGCCAAGUAUGACGUGGACCCCCGCAAGUGGAUCAAGCAGUACACGGGAGUUAACGCCAUCAGCCAGAAGAAGUUCGUCAUCGAUGUUGGCUACGAAAGGUUCCUGGGACCUGAGAUUUUCUUCCACCCGGAGUUUGCCAACCCGGACUUCAUGGAGUCCAUCUCGGACGUCGUUGAUGAAGUGAUACAGAACUGCCCCAUCGACGUGCGCCGCCCGCUGUACAAGAACGUCGUUCUCUCGGGAGGCUCCACAAUGUUCCGGGACUUCGGACGCCGACUGCAGAGAGACCUAAAACGAGUGGUGGACGCCAGACUGAGGCUCAGCGAAGAGCUCAGCGGCGGCCGGAUCAAGCCUAAGCCCGUGGAGGUUCAGGUGAUAACGCAUCAUAUGCAGCGCUAUGCGGUGUGGUUUGGAGGCUCCAUGCUGGCCUCAACUGUGUCUGUACUGCUCCUAACCGCUGCCUCCCGCAGCCCGAGUUCUUUCAGGUGUGUCACACCAAGAAGGACUACGAGGAGUACGGCCCCAGCAUCUGCCGCCACAACCCGGUCUUCGGAGUCAUGUCCUAGCGGGCGCCGCGCCGGCCGAGACCGCAGCUCCUGUACAUAGUGCGGCCGGCGUCGGUGGCCAGAAGCGUGCUUGCGUCGCCGAGUGCAUGAGGCGGUUCCGUGCACGCCCCGUGCCCCCCC